AGAGAGAGAGCAGAGAGAGAGAGAGCAGCAGAACAGGGCUAACCGUCCAACGGAGCGGCGCUCAGUUCAGCUCCUAGCUUUGUGCUUUUGCGACUAACGGACUUUUAGCGCAUACAAGUAUUUCUUUCCGACUUCAGCUACAGUGAUAGCUAAGUUUGGAAGGGAGAAAGGGGUAGAAACGCCGUGUCUUUUUAGUUUCUUUAGUCGUUACCUUCGACAAUAAGAUGCAGUGGUAGCCGGGGUCCACCUCCUUCACAACAUCACAAAAGAGGAGACAGCGUCAAGCAAAAAAACAAAGCAAUACUCUCUUGGUUAUUUUUUUUUUGCCAUUUGGACAACUUUAAAAAUGGAUAACCCUGGACCUAAGAGGUCAUGCUGUGAAUCUGUCCGAGACUUCUUCACUUCAGCUAAAUUCCUCAUUUACAUGGGACAUGCUCUGUCAACAUGGGGUGACCGAAUGUGGAACUUUGCCGUGGCUGUUUUCCUGGUGGAGCUGUAUGGGAACAGCCUGCUGCUCACGGCCGUGUACGGGCUGGUGGUGGCCGGCUCCGUGCUGCUUCUGGGGGCCAUCAUUGGGGACUGGGUGGACAAAAAUCCCAGACUCAAAGUGGCCCAGACUUCGCUGCUCGUCCAGAACAGUUGCGUCAUCGUGUGUGGGAUCCUCCUGAUGGUUGUUUUCCAGUUCAAAGAACAGCUUGUGGAGCUUUACAAUGGAUGGAUUCUGACCACCUGCUACAUCCUGGUGAUCUCCAUCGCCAACAUCGCCAACCUAGCCAGUACGGCUACAGCCAUCACCAUCCAGAGGGACUGGGUGGUGGUUGUGGCAGGUCAGGACAGCAGCAAGUUGGCAGACAUGAACGCCACAGUGCGGAUUAUCGACCAGCUGACCAACAUCCUGGCUCCCAUGCUGGUGGGUCAGAUAAUGUCCUUUGGCUCCCAUUUCAUCGGCUGCGGCUUCAUCUCUGGCUGGAACCUGUGCUCCAUGUGUGUGGAGUACGCGCUGCUGUGGAAGGUCUACCAGAAGACGCCGGCGCUGGCCGUGAAAAGCGGUCAGAAGGAGCAGCAACAGGAGCUCAAACAGCUCAGCCCCACCAAAGACUUGGAGAACGACCGGAGUCCUGAGGAGUCGUCUCAGCCGCUGAUGAAUGAAACGUCAGCCGCGGCCGCGCCCGACUCUCCCAAGCAGCGCGGCUGUUGCUCCCAGAUGAUGGAACCCCUGCGCACCCUGAAGGCCGGCUGGGUGGCCUACUACAACCAGAACAUUUUCUUAGCCGGAAUGUCCCUGGCAUUCCUCUACAUGACGGUGCUUGGCUUCGACUGCAUCACCACGGGCUACGCCUACACGCAGGGCCUCAACGGCUCGGUGCUCAGCCUGCUGAUGGGCGCCUCGGCCGUGUCGGGCAUCUGUGGCACCGUCGCCUUCACUUGGGUCCGCAAGAAGUGCGGCCUUAUCCGAACGGGCUUCAUUUCAGGAACGGCCCAGCUGUGCUGCCUCCUGCUGUGUGUUGCCUCUGUCUUUGCUCCCGGGAGCCCCUUCGACCUCAGCGUCUCGCCCUUCCAGGACCUGUACACCCACCUGAUCGGGGAGAAGACGCUUCCCGAGGCCGACCACAGCAUCACCAGCGUCCUCACCGGUAGAAACGCCACUACUGCCUCCCCCGCUGAAGAGCUGCCACAGCUUGACCUGCAAUCCUACAUGUCUGUUAGCCUGCUGUUUGCUGGCGUCAUCGCUGCUAGAGUUGGCCUGUGGUCCUUCGACCUGACAGUGACCCAGCUCAUGCAGGAGAAUGUGAUCGAGUCGGAGCGAGGGGUGAUCAACGGCGUCCAGAACUCCAUGAACUACCUCUUAGACCUGCUGCACUUCAUCAUGGUGAUCCUGGCGCCGAACCCGGAGGCCUUCGGCCUGCUGGUCCUCAUCUCCGUCUCCUUCGUGGCCAUGGGUCACGUCAUGUACUUUGGAUUUGCCUUCAAGAGCCUGGGCAGCCGCCUCUUCCUCUGCUGCUCGCCAGAGCACAAGGAGGAGACGGUGGACAGCCUGUCGCUUCCUACCACCGUCUAACCCCCAUUAAAGAGACUCUGUCCUGGGUACAUAUCUCUCAAGCCUUACCCUAGUCCUGCAGCUUAUCUAGCUAACAUAUUUGCUUGUAGCUUGCAGAAUGCUAACCUAAACCAGAGAAAGGUAACUUAACAUGCUAUGCAUACUGUAGCCAUGAAUACAGCAUUAAUCAUUAGUAGAGGGAGGUGAAUAGAACGCUUACGGUCUUAGAAAAACAAAUCCACAGUGAAACUUUUAGAUGAGGCAGGAUUGUGCUAACUUUUUCAGGCAGGGCCGGAUUCAGAUGAGAGCCUCUGCCUCCUGCCUGUCUCAUGCUCUUGUGAUACAUACGUGCACUGUCAAACAAGGAUCCAUCACUUCCAGGCAUUAGAAGUAAGAAAUAAGGGGACACGGCACUGCACAAUAGUCUCCUCCUAGCUAACAGCCUGGAUCUAGCUGUAAAGAUUUUCAAAAGGUGCUACAGCUAACUAAAGGGCGAUAUGAGAGGGAAAUCGUGCAGGGAAGCGGUCACAGAGGCUUGGAUUGCGGGGGGGCCGACUGUCUGAGACCACCCAAAAGAGAGAGCGUCCCCCUCCAUUUUGUGACUUUGUGGCUUGCCUCUCAGUGACUUCAUUGGUGCUGUAGCUGUGUCUGCUAGCAGUUCUCUGAUAGCCGGGGCUUUACAUGUACACGUAUGAUGAGCAGGUUGUGGA
Molecule: messenger RNA, 2748 nt
Organism: Sander lucioperca (pikeperch)
Lineage: Eukaryota; Metazoa; Chordata; Actinopteri; Perciformes; Percidae
Gene: slc40a1
Product: solute carrier family 40 member 1
Exons: 8
Coding region: 347-2059 (570 amino acids)
Biological process (GO): iron ion transmembrane transport
Cellular component (GO): basolateral plasma membrane
Molecular function (GO): iron ion transmembrane transporter activity; peptide hormone binding
Source: RefSeq, a predicted model, not a curated record